Messenger RNA from Rosa rugosa (rugosa rose), 6353 nucleotides. Its product is annotated as rRNA biogenesis protein RRP5. NCBI's taxonomy places the organism in Eukaryota, Viridiplantae, Streptophyta, Magnoliopsida, Rosales, Rosaceae. Gene Ontology annotation, cellular component: small-subunit processome; nucleus; nucleolus. The record is from RefSeq and is a predicted model, not a curated record. Gene Ontology annotation, biological process: rRNA processing. Gene Ontology annotation, molecular function: RNA binding; protein binding. The coding region runs from base 92 to 5869 and encodes 1925 amino acids. The transcript is spliced from 40 exons.
GAGUUUAAACCCUUAUUGAGGUUCCGCUUCUUAAACCUCUAAAACCCCCCAAACACUCUCUACUCCCCGCUGCCGGUAUCGCUCUGCAAACAUGGCACCGUCGUCCAAGAAACCUCAGGGAGGGAAUAACAAGAACCCCAGAGACGCUCCAAAGUUCAACAAAUCCUCUAAAAAACCUUUCAAACCAAACAAGGAUCACAACAACGCCGCCAUGGCUUUGCAGCUCGAAGACGACGUCCCUGACUUCCCCAGAGGUGGAGGGAGCUCAUUGAAUCGAAAAGAACGCGACGAAAUUCGGGCCGAAGUUGAUGCCGAAUUCGAGGCAGAGGAGAGGGAGAUGAAGAAGAAAGGGAAGAAGAAAAGGGUGCCGAAGGAGAGCCUUGUAAACGAGGACGAGAUGGGCUCGCUUUUCGGAGAUGGCAUCACUGGAAAACUACCUAGAUAUGCAAACAAGAUCACUUUGAAGAAUAUAUCUCCUGGGAUGAAGGUUUGGGGAGUUGUUGCCGAAGUCAAUGAAAAGGACCUUGUAAUUAGUCUUCCAGGGGGUUUGCGUGGACUAGUUCGAGCGUCUGAUGCUUUUGAUCCUAUUCUGGAUGAUGAAACUGAGGCUUUAGCAGAUAGUAUCCUCCCUAGCAUAUUCCGGAUAGGGCAGCUGGUAUCUUGCAUUGUGUUGCAAUUGGAUGAGGAUAAGAAAGAGAAAGGGAAACGGAAGAUCUGGCUUUCUUUGCGCCUCUCUUUGUUGCAUAAAGGCUUCACUUUGGAUUCUGUUCAAGAAGGCAUGGUCCUUACAGCCUAUAUUAAAAGCAUCGAAGACCAUGGUUACAUUCUUCAUUUUGGUUUAUCUUCAUUCACAGGGUUUUUGCCAAAAAAUAGCCAAGCUGACAGCAUGGUUCAAGUGAGCAGUGGUCAACUGCUUCAAGCUGCUGUUAGAAGAGUUGAUAAAACCCGCAAGGUUAUUCAUAUGAGUUCUGACCCAGAGAUGGUGUCGAAGUGUGUGACCAAAGAUCUCAAGGGAAUUUCAAUUGAUCUACUUGUUCCGGGGAUGAUGGUCAAUGCUCGUGUGCUAUCCACCCUUGAAAAUGGGGUUAUGUUAUCAUUUCUUACUUAUUUUACUGGAACUGUUGAUAUAUUUCAUCUGCAAAAUAUUUACCCUACUACAAACUGGAAGGAAGAUUACAAUCAAAACAAGAAGCUCAAUGCUCGAGUAUUAUUUGUCGAUCCUUCAACUAGAGCUGUUGGUUUGACGCUAAAUCCACAUCUUGUUCGCAACAAGGCUCCUCCUUCACAUGUCAAAAUUGGAGAUAUAUGUGACGAUGCAAAGGUAGUGAGGGUUGAUAGAGGAUUGGGCCUUCUGCUUGAAAUACCAUCUACUCAAGUUUCAACUCCGGCAUACGUUAGUAUAUCUGAUGUGGCUGAAGAAGUUCGGAAGCUUGAAAAGAAGUUCAAGGAAGGUACUCGUGUUCGUGUCAGGAUUCUUGGGUUUAGGCACUUGGAAGGGCUUGCCACAGGGAUUUUGAAGGCAAGUGCAUUUGAAGGGUCAGUUUUCACUCACUCUGAUGUCAAACCUGGGAUGGUUGUGAGAGGUAAAAUAAUAGCUGUUGACAGCUUUGGGGCUAUCGUGCAAUUCCCUGGUGGUGUGAAGGCUCUUUGUCCUCUUACUCAUAUGUCUGAAUUUGAAAUUGCAAAGCCCAGAAAAAAAUUUAAGGUUGGGGCUGAACUUCUGUUCCGUGUGCUUGGUUGCAAGUCCAAGAGAAUAACUGUUACACACAAGAAAACACUUGUAAAGUCAAAACUGGGGAUUCUUAGUUCAUAUGCUGAUGCUGCUGAUGGAUUAAUAACACAUGGGUGGAUAAGAAAGAUUGAAGAGCGUGGCUGCUUUGUCCAUUUUUACAAUGGAGUCCAAGGAUUUGCCCCAAGAUCUGAACUCGGAUUGGAGCCAGGAUCUGACCCAAGUUCAAUGUAUCAUGUUGGACAAGUUAUCAAAUGUAGAGUUAUCGGCUCUAAUGCUACAUCAAGACGAAUCAAACUUAGCUUGAUAAUACGGCCUCCAAGGGUUUCUGAGGAUGAUAUGGCGAAGUUGGGCAGCCUGGUUUCAGGAGUUGUUGACCGGGUAACCCCCAAUGCUGUCAUGGUUUAUGUUAAUGCAAAAGGUUACUCAAUGGGCACAAUUUUUACAGACCACUUGGCAGAUCACCAUGGGCUGGCUGCUUUGAUGAAGUCAGUAUUGAAGCCUGGUUAUGAAUUUGAUCAAUUAUUGGUUUUAGACACUGAAGGCAACAAUUUGAUCCUAUCUGCAAAACAUUCUCUGAUUAAUUCAGCUCCCAUGCUUCCUUCAGAAGUCAGUCAAGUUCAUCCUAAUACGGUAGUACAUGGCUACAUUUGUAACUUAAUUGACACUGGGUGCUUUGUUCGCUUUCUUGGGCGUGUGACUGGUUUCUCCCCAAGGCACAAGGCAAUGGAUGACCAUAAAGGGGAUCUUUCAGAAGCCUAUUACAUUGGACAGUCUGUUCGGAGUACUAUACUCGAUGUCAAUAGUGAAACAGGUAGGAUAACACUAUCAUUGAAGCAGUCAUCUUGCUCUUCAACAGAUGCCUCCUUUAUCCGGGAAUACUUUAUUUCAGAGGAGAAGAUUGCAAAGCUGCAAGUGUUGGAUUCAAAAGAAUCCAAAUCAGAUUGGUCAGAAGGAUUUUCCAUUGGCAGUGUUGUUGAAGGGAAGGUCCAGGAGGCAAAGGACAUUGGAGUUGUUGUCAGCUUUGAGAAAUAUAAUGAUGUUUUCGGUUUCAUCACGCACUAUCAAUUAGCUGGUACCACUGUAGAAACAGGCUCCAUUGUUCGAGCAGUUGUACUUGAUGUUGCCAAGGCAGAGCACCUUGUUGACUUAUCGCUCAAACCAGAAUUCAUUACUAACUUAAAACAAGAAAGCUCUAAGAGCCAAAUUCAUAUGAAGAAACGAAGAAGAGAAGUCUCGGAUGAUCCGGAGAUGCAUGAGACCGUAAAUGCUGUGGUUGAGAUUGUGAAGGAGAAUUACCUGGUUCUUUCUAUCCCAAAGUAUAACUAUGCUGUAGGAUAUGCAUCAAUUUCUGACUACAACACUCAAAAGUUUCCUCAGAAACAGUUUCUGAAUGGACAAAGUGUCAAUGCUACUGUUAUGGCCCUUCCAAGCCCUACAACCGUUGGGAGAUUGCUUUUGCUACUUAAUUCUUUGAGUGAGUCCGCUGAUACUUCCAGUUCAAAGCGGGCAAAGAAGAAAUCCAGCUACAAAGUGGGAUCUGUGGUCCAGGCAGAGAUAACUGAAAUAAAGCCUCUUGAACUAAGAUUGAAGUUUGGAAUCGGCUUUCAUGGACGGGUCCGUAUAACAGAGGUAAAUGAUGAUCUUUUGGAAGAUCCAUUUAACAACUUCAGAAUUGGGCAAACAGUCACUGCAAGGAUUGUUGCAAAGACUAAUUAUUCAGAUAACAACAAAAAGAGUUUCCAGUGGGAUCUGUCAUUGAAACCUAGUUUGUUAACAGGUUCCUGUGAAAUAGAGGAAAAUAUUUUGAAAGGAGAUCUCGAUUUCUCAAUUGGAAAACAUGUCACUGGCUAUGUGUACAAGGUGGAUGCUGAAUGGGUCUGGUUAACAAUAUCUCGAAAUGUUAGGGCUCAGCUUUUCAUUCUUGACAGCGCUUGUGAGCCUAGUGAACUUCAAGAGUUUCAGAAACGCUUUCAUGUGGGAAAUGCUGUAUCUGGUCAUGUUUUAAGUGUUAGCAAGGAGAAAAAGCUAUUACGGCUGGUUUCAUAUCCUUUUACUCCCGUCGCUGAUAAAGCUGUUGAUAAUGAGGUGUCAAAGACGGAUGCAAAUGUUAGCAUGUUGAAUGCAACUGCUCAUAUUCGCGAGGGAUGUGUUGUAGGUGGGAGAAUUAUUAAAAAACUUCCAGGUGUUGGUGGAUUGACUGUGCAAAUUGGUCCCCAUAUGUAUGGCAGGGUUCAUUAUAGUGAGCUUUCUGACUCAUGGGUGUCCAACCCAUUGUCUGGAUAUGAGGAAGGUCAAUUUGUCAAAUGCAAGGUCGUUGAAUUUAGUCGCUCUGGACAGGGAACUUUUCACAUUGACUUGUCAUUACGGUCUUCUUUAGUUGGCACACUUUGUCAAGAUUCCAAUGAACCUGACAAUGACAAGCAUACUCAUACCGAACGGCCGGAAAAGAUUGACAAUCUGAAACCUAAUAUGGUCAUACAGGGUUAUGUGAAAAAUGUUUCAUCAAAAGGAUGUUUUAUUUUGCUUUCGCGGAAGCUUGAUGCCAAAAUUCUCGUCUCCAAUUUAUCCGAUGGAUAUGUUGAUGAUCCUGAAAAGGAAUUCCCAGUUGGAAAACUUGUUACUGGCAGGGUGUCAUCUGUGGAGCCUUUAUCAAAGAGAGUUGAAGUUACCUUGAAGUCACUGAGUGCAAGCAGUUUGCCACAAUCUGCAAGGAAUAAUUUGGAUAGCUUGCAUGUCGGAGAUAUUAUCUCUGGCAGGGUAAAACGAGUUGAGUCAUAUGGAUUAUUCAUCACAAUUGACAAUACAAAUGUGGUUGGAUUAUGCCACAUGUCAGAGCUUGCAGAAGAUAAGAAGGACAAUGUUGAAACUAAAUACAAAACAGGAGAGAGGGUGUCAGCAAAAAUAUUGAAGGUGGACAAGGAGAGGCACCGAGUUUCUCUCGGAAUGAAGGAUUUGUAUAUUAUGGAUAGCGACCACACACCUCCAAAACAAGAUCUUGAUGAACCUAUCAGACAGACUGAUUUGGUGGAUGAUUCUAAGUCAGUUAUGUGUCCUGUUGGCAGUUUCCUUGGGGACCAGAACAUGGAUAUUGAACAUGAAAAUGCAGAGUUCCAGUUUCUUGCACAAGCAGAAUCAAGAGCUUUAGUUCCUCCACUUGAAGUCACUCUUGAUGAUGUAGACCAAUGCGAUGAUAUUGUUAGCCAGGAUCAAGAGCUUCCUGAUGCGGAGGACGCUGUAGAUGACAAGAAAAAGAAGCUCACGAAGAAAAAAGCCAGGGAUGAGAGGGAGCGUGAGAUAAGGGCUGCUGAGGAAAGAUUAUUGGAGAAAGAUAUACCUAGGACUGAUGAGGAAUUUGAGAAACUAGUUAGAAGUUCUCCAAAUAACAGUUAUGUUUGGAUAAAAUAUAUGGAAUUUGUGCUCUCUAUGGCUGAUGUUGAGAAGGCACGCUCUAUUGCUAAAAGGGCUUUGGAGACGAUAAACUUUCGAGAAGAGAACGAGAAGCUCAAUGUUUGGGUGGCUUAUUUUAAUUUGGAAAGCAAAUAUGGAAGUCCUCCAGAGGAGGCUGUAAUGAAAGUCUUCCAAAAAGCGUUGCAGUAUAAUGAUCCCAAAAAGGUUCAUCUAGCACUCUUGGGAGUCUUUGAGAGGUCUGAGCAACACAAGUUGGCUGAUGAACUUGCUGAUAAUAUGAUUAAGAGGUUUAAGAAGUCUUGCAAGGUUUGGCUAAGGCGGGUACAGAGGUUCUUGGUGCAACAGCAGGAUGGGGUUCAGGAUUUUGUCUCUCGUGCUGAAAAGAUCCUUCCUAAGCAUAAGCAUAUCAAAUUCUUGUCACAGACAGCCAUCCUGGAGUUCAAAUGUGGGAACCCAGAGAGAGGGCGCUCCAUGUUUGAAAAUAUUUUGAGGCAAAACCCGAAGAGAACAGACUUGUGGAGUGUUUAUCUUGAUCAAGAAAUUCGACUUGGAGAUACUGAUCUGAUUCAUGCAUUGUUUGAGAGGGCAACUAGUUUGAGCCUACCAGCUAAAAAGAUGAAAUUCUUGUUCAAAAAAUAUCUGAAAUAUGAGGAGCGUCACGGUGACAAAGAGAGGGCCAAUUACGUGAAACAGAAGGCAAUGAGUUAUGUUGAGAAUACAGUAGCUUGACAUCACUUGUUCUUCUCAUAAGAACAGAAUAUUUGUUCAGAUUGCUAACCAGUUAGCUGCUAGCCUUGUACGAGAGAGACCCUAUGGCCAAUUUAUCACCACCAUGAUCACUAUGAUUGGUUGACCACACUUACAAUUCUUCUUCAGGGAAAUGCUUGUCAAACUGUAAAUGGUACCUUGUAAUGAAAUGGAUUCAGAAAUAGCUGCAAUGAUGAAGAGAGUUUGAGGUGGGAUACCCGAAGGGUUAUGGGAUUGAAGAUUUAUAUAGGAUGGAUUAUUAGCCGCCAGAAGUAACACUUAUAUAGGAUGGAUUGGCUCUGAUUUAUUAAUUUGUUGUCUUGGAAGAGAAUUGGACAUUUUCAACGCGGUGGUGAAAUUCGGCCCUUUUUGUAUCCUUGAGUUUUGUAAGAUGUUACAUAAUCUGUUAUGAAUUUUGUAGUUGAGAGUAAAUUGUAUUGGAAAGCUUCAGUCAAUUGUCUGAGAA